Letharia columbiana is the source of this 231-nucleotide messenger RNA. RefSeq lists its product as uncharacterized. The record is from RefSeq and is a predicted model, not a curated record. The transcript has 4 exons. Lineage: Eukaryota; Fungi; Ascomycota; Lecanoromycetes; Lecanorales; Parmeliaceae. Bases 1 to 231 code for a protein of 76 amino acids.
AUGGAUUGCUUUCCAAUCCCCUUCGUAUGCUUCCAAUGCGGAACCGAUCAAAAUCCAUGCCAUUGCAAGAUCGUGGGCCCCACAUUGGGGUUUGCCACCACUGUCAUUGCUGCCGUAAUAUGCUGGCCAGGAGCUUUGCUGUGCGGGUGCUGCCUGUCUGAUACUGGGAAGAGGAUGCUUGCUGCUCCAGUGGAUUCUGGUGGAGCUGUCAACAACGCGGUACCAUUCUGA